Molecule: messenger RNA, 240 nt
Organism: Aphanomyces astaci
Lineage: Eukaryota; Oomycota; Saprolegniomycetes; Saprolegniales; Verrucalvaceae
Exons: 1
Coding region: 1-240 (79 amino acids)
Source: RefSeq, a predicted model, not a curated record
AUGGGCAACAUCCUUUCACCAGUGGAUACCAUCAACUACAACUUUGUCGCGGGGGUCUAUGGUCUGUGCACGGUUCUCUUUGUGCUGCUGCUCGUGAUCCAGCGAUACACGGACUCUGUCGAGGGGUUCUACAUUGUGUUUGCGCCGUUCCUUCCGUGCUUGCUGUGGAGCUUGGUCGUGCGUCGCAACUGGCUGGCCAAGGAAGCCGCCCUUCUCAACGACCCGAAGAAGACAGAGUAG